GGUGUGUUCCCUCCGCUGGCCUCGUCGGUGUUGCAACCAUCUGGCCCUGGGCCUUGCCAAUGGCGACGUCCAGAUUUGGGAUACCUCAGCUGGGGUGCAGCUGCAAGUCCUUCGUGGCCAUCGCAGGAGGUGCUGUGCAGUAAGCUGGGCCAGCCACGUGGAUCUCUUCAGCGGCUCGCAGGAUACGUCCAUCUUGCACUGGGACCUGCGUGAGCCCUGUGACGGUCGACCCGCUCAACGCCUGGCCGGACAUGCUGAAGAGGUCUGUGGCCUCAGUUGGUCUGAGGAAUUGCAGCUCUUGGCCUCCGGUGGCAACGAGGGCGACGCACGCUGAGCGCCCGUGCUUCGAAAGCUGUGAGCAAACGAGCCGAACAUUGCGUUCCACGACGGAACUAGGCCGUGGCAGCAUUUUGGAGAUGGAUUACCCGUAACCACGACAAAAACAACUGUGGAUCCCAGCUCAGCGCCAAGCGAUCCUUGAGCUUCUCCGGAACCCACCUCUUCCCACUGGCCAAGCGUAGCCACCAGCCGUCCGCACCUGGGAGACCACAGGAGGGUGGCCCCC
Molecule: messenger RNA, 565 nt
Organism: Cladocopium goreaui
Lineage: Eukaryota; Dinophyceae; Suessiales; Symbiodiniaceae
Source: the annotation of a GenBank genome assembly